CUUUCCCCCUUUUCCCCUUGCUUCUUUCUCUCUCCCAUUUGAAGCCCUUACCCUCUCCUUUCACGAAAACUCUCCCCCACUUUCUCGUUCUUCAACUCUGGAAAACCACACAAACCCUCUCAUUUCUUGUCUUUCUUUUUGCUGCUUGUUGUUUGAGAAGACGGAAUGAUGAUACCGACAAAGCCAGAAUCGACGGUUCGUUUUCACCACCACCAUGAAUGAUUGAUACAGAUACUAGCAGAACUAUAACAUUGAUGAAUUAAAAGAGGGGUUAAGGAGAGAUGGAGCAGGGCUGAUGGAAUCUGAGAUUAAGGAUGUUACAAAUGUUGUAGGCAUUGACAAUAUUGGGAUAAUAGACUAUGGAAAGUUUCUAGCAGCUCAAGUACACUUGAAUCAUGUUCUUGCAUUAAAAGUAAUGUUGUAUUUAGAUAGUGAUGCUUAUGUUUUCAAACAUGUAUGUUUUGUGUUAUGUAAACCAAAAUGACUUUAAAUGGUGUUCAUUCUCAUGAAUGCUUAUGUCUUAUUAGAGUUCUCUUCCAAGAAUGAUAUGGAUGAGGCUCAUUUUUACAUUUGCGCUACUAUAAAUUCAGAAAUGCUUCAUCAUGACAUAGCACGGAGACUUUACUACAUGGAGAAAGAAAGAUUGUUAGUGGAGAAGAUUGGUCAUUUUGUGGAAUUGUUUAUGGAUGUGAACAGUGAUAUACUGCUAUUUUGUAAAAGUGGAAUUGUCUGUGAACCAGACAUGAAAUGUCCGGUCAUAGCCAAUAGCCACUGGAACAGACAAAUGUGCUAAUUGGAAUUGUUUGUGAACGCAGCAUGAAAUGUAUGGUUGCAAACAAUAGUCACCGAAACAAGUUAAUCUGUCA
This is a messenger RNA of Cuscuta epithymum, 866 nucleotides long. The record is from the annotation of a GenBank genome assembly. NCBI's taxonomy places the organism in Eukaryota, Viridiplantae, Streptophyta, Magnoliopsida, Solanales, Convolvulaceae.